Molecule: messenger RNA, 2095 nt
Organism: Chelonia mydas (Green sea turtle)
Lineage: Eukaryota; Metazoa; Chordata; Testudines; Cheloniidae
Product: vitamin D3 hydroxylase-associated protein
Exons: 15
Coding region: 135-1949 (604 amino acids)
Biological process (GO): fatty acid catabolic process
Molecular function (GO): amidase activity; fatty acid amide hydrolase activity
Source: RefSeq, a predicted model, not a curated record
CUGUUUCAGAGCUGGUCUCUAGCUGACUGCGUGCUGCAGACGGCGAAGUAGCACUCGCCUUUGCCUGUCCUUUCCUGCCCGCGCGCCCGAGCCCAGCGCAUCGGCAGGCGUGAAGGCUGGGAGACGGUCCCGCUAUGAUUCGGGCAGAUCUGUGGCUGCUCCUGCCUGAGGGCGAGGUUGAUCCUCGUGCCGUGGCAGCCCUGCUCUGCGGCUCAGCCGCAGCCGUGCUGGCGCUGAGAUGGGUGGGGCAGAGGCGGAUCCAGGAGAAGAUGGAACAGGCAAGGAGGACGCGGGAUCUCGGUCUAGAACGAAUGGAAAAGGUGGCUCAGCGGUUUAAACAGCAGAACCCAAGGAUACAGGCUGGUCACAUCCUCUCCCUGCCACUUGUGGAGCUGGCUGAGAAACUGAAGGAAGGUUCCCUCUCUCCAGAGAGCGUCCUCUACACGUACAUAGAUCAGGCCUUGGAGGUGACCCGGGAGGUGAACUGUGUGACAGAUUUUAUGCAAGGCUGCGAGGAGCAACUGCGGGAAGUGCAAAGGCAGAAGGAGAGAGGGUUACUGUAUGGAGUUCCUGUCAGCAUCAAGGAUCACAUUGGCUGCAAGGGUCACGUCUCCACCGGUGGCUUGGUGCAGUUUCUCGGCAGAGUGGAGGAAGAGGACAGCGUGAUAGUCCAGGUUUUGAAGAGGCAGGGGGCGAUUCCGUUUGUGAAAACCAACGUCCCGCAGAGCAUGAUAAACUACGACUGCAGCAACUUGAUCUUCGGCCAGACGGUGAAUCCGCUGAACCACAAGAAAAGUCCCGGCGGUUCCUCUGGAGGGGAGGGGGCGCUGAUCGCCGGAGGAGGAUCCAUCCUGGGCUUUGGGACAGAUGUCGCUGGAAGCAUCCGCCUGCCGUCCAGCUUCUGCGGGUUGUGCGGACUCAAGCCAACGGGAUUCAGGCUGAGCAUCCAAGGUCUCGCCAGUCCUAUAGCCGGCAUGAAAUCAGUCACAGGAAUGGUCGGGCCAAUGGCGAGGGACGUGGACAGCCUGGCUUUGUGCAUGAAAGCGCUCCUGUGUGACGACAUGUUCCGCCUGGACCCCACCGUGCCACCCCUGCCCUUCGACGAGGAGGUGUACUCCAGUUCAGCCCCACUUCGGAUCGGGUAUUACGACGGAGAUGGCUAUUUCCAGCCUUCGCCCAGCAUGAGACGGGCUGUCCAGGAAACCAGAAAGCUUCUCCAGGAGGCAGGGCAUACGCUCAUCCCUUUUACCCCCCCUCGGAUUGAUUACGUGGUGGACGAGCUUUUCACCAGAGGCCUCUUUUCUGAUGGAGCUGCAAAUCUGUUGGACAAAUUCAAAGGGGACAUUGUGGAUCCAAACCUGAAAUCGCAGAUCAGCUCUUACCGUCUUCCCACUCUGGUGAAGAGGAUUCUGGCCCUCAUCUUAAAGCCUGUGUAUCCACGAAUCGCCAGAGAUCUGAACGCACUGUGUGGAGUGGGAUCAGCAAAAAACCUUUGGAAGCAUCAUGUUGCAGUGGCGGCUUACCGUACAGAAUUCAUUGCUAACUGGAGGGAGCUGGAGCUGAAUGUUAUGCUGUGUCCUGCUUUGGGUCCGGCGUUUAACAAGGGCUAUCCUGGGAAGCUAUUUGCUGCUAGUUCCUAUACAAAUUUAUACAACGUCUUGAACUUCCCCGCUGGGGUUCUGCCGGUCACCGUCGUCACGGAGGCUGACGAAGAAGAGCUGAAGAAUUACAGAGGGCACUACAGCGACCCCUGGGAUAAGAGACUGAGAGAGGCCGUGGAAGGAGCCAUGGGGCUGCCUGUCGCCGUUCAGUGCGUGGCUCUGCCGUGGCAGGAAGAGCUGUGUCUGCGGUUCAUGAAGGAGGUGGAGACGCUCGCCCGCAAAAGGAAGAGGAACGUGGGACCCACUGAUGAUGAUGAUGACGAUGACGCUGAUGAUUUGGACUUAUAAACCCAGUCACUUUCCUACUAAGACAUGAAAUAAUGUGAGGACACCCCUGUGAAUCGGACAGUUUCUCUUAGUGAUCAAUAAACCUCUUCAAAAGCCCCUUCUCCUCGUUAACAAUUCAAUAAAAGCCUGACUCUGUGCAAUCAGUG